Molecule: messenger RNA, 1496 nt
Organism: Tribolium castaneum (red flour beetle)
Lineage: Eukaryota; Metazoa; Arthropoda; Insecta; Coleoptera; Tenebrionidae
Exons: 5
Coding region: 151-1119 (322 amino acids)
Cellular component (GO): lysosomal membrane
Source: RefSeq, a predicted model, not a curated record
GUUUUAGUCAAUGUUGGCAACGAAUGACAUUUAAAGUGUGACAUUUAUUGUGAAGGUGUUUAGAUAAAUGGGUGAUUAAAAUUCUUAAACGAAUUUUUAUUGUUAUUUGGUGAUAAAUUUCGUUUGAUUGGUUAUCACAAGAAUUCAACAAUGUUCCCCAAACGGUUCAAAUUGGGCUCAGCCCGGAAUAACGAAUGGAGGUGUUGUUUUUGUUUGCAUGUCCGCACUGCGACUAUUUUGCUCGGAAUCUGGCAUUUAAUAUUGCACAUAUUGGCACUGGCUGUAUUGGCAUUGCUGAUGCGCAACCAUAAUGUGAUUAUGCAACAUAAUGCAGAAUUUGAACAGAGCAAUUUUUUGCCAACUCCUUUGAGCAAAAAAGUCAAGGAUGAGGAUAAUCCCUAUUAUUUGCCCACGACGCAGGAUGGGCGCACUAUUUAUUCAUCGGACAUUGAUAUGGGCGCUUUAAUGACCGUCUGUACCCUUUCUAUCACCUUGCUGAUGGUGUAUGGUACAAUUAGAGGCAAAGCCACCCAUUUAUUACCCUUCUUCUGUUUACAAUUAUUCGACUUUGCAAUCACCACAUUGACAGCCACCGGCUACUUCUGUUAUUUGCGUUCAGUCCAUCGCCUGGUCGCCGAACACUGGCACAACCUCCCUUUCCGUAACGAACUCCUCAAACUCAGUCCUCAGUACCUCUCCCUCCUGGUCCUCGCCGCUUUCCUCAUUUCCAUGCUAUGGAAAGCCUAUUGCAUUGGCAUAGUGUGGCGUUGCUACAAAUACCUAACUUUGCGACAACAGUCGCGCAACAAUACCAUCCAUUACAUCCUUCCAACUGAAGGUUCCGAUCGGUUACCAGAACCGGACUAUUCCACUUUAUUGCGCGAGCAGGAGGCGGCCUUUGGCGGCGCUUUGAAAAUGACGCCGCCGCCCUCCUAUCAGGACAUUAUGGAGGAUCAGCCGCCCCCAUAUCCCACCGUUUUGGUCAAUGAAGUGCAUAGUCCGGGGACUUACAGGGUGGAAACGGAGGCACAGCAGCCCCAAGAGGCCGCCGCUGAGGCAAGCAACGAGGGCCGAGAGGGAGAGAAGAAGGAGGAAGAGGAGGGUAAUAAUAGUAAAUAAACGAUUAUUGGUGUAGUCAUAGUUAUUAUAACGAAGUGUGCACUUCUUUCAAUUCAAUAAAUCGAUUUUCGUGUCAACAUUCCACAGUUUGAGUAGAAGCACUUAGAAAACAAAACGAGAAUUCAAAUGUGUAUUUUAGAUUAAAGAAAUGAGUGUUUCCUAACUAAUAACGAAGUUUAUGUAACAUAUCUUAUGCUAAUUACGGUUUCAAGAGUGUACUCUUUCAAUGUAUAGUCGGUUUUAUUUAUUUGAAGGUUGACUGAACUUUAGAAUUGCUUUAAUUUUUAUAUGUGAGGCGCAAGGCCAAGUCGGCCGGCUGAAUAGGUUGUUCAGUAUCUAUAACAUGUACUUUAAAAGUAAAUAUAGCUCGAAAAAUG